Salmo salar (Atlantic salmon) is the source of this 3176-nucleotide messenger RNA. Lineage: Eukaryota; Metazoa; Chordata; Actinopteri; Salmoniformes; Salmonidae. The record is from RefSeq and is a predicted model, not a curated record.
CUAAACCUACGCCCUUCGUCCCUCAGCACGGACUACCCAGGGGCCUCUUUUCUAACACCCCAUUUAGAGCCUACUGAGAAGGAUUACAACGUUAGGCUGUUAGGGACAGCGUUUCCUGUAGUUACAGCUGAGACAUUUGGAAGUUUAUUCUUUGGAGGAGGAAGUAUGGUCUCUUGUUCGCUGGAGUAAGAUCUUUGGUGGCAGAACUUUUCUUGGAUUUGACUUUGGGUUUUUCUUUUAUUUGAAGAAAGAAGUUGAACACCUCUGGUUUCUCCUCUUCUUUCCCUGUGGACGUGUUUAUUGGAGAGGUAGAGAAGCGAGGGAGGGAGCAGCAUGGAGGAGUGAAGCAGACGGAGAUGCUGUCAGUGGGGUCGUCAGUGGGGUCGUCAGCAGCCGUAGUGAUGCGUCGUGGGAACGCCGGCGGUUGGAACGUUGGCGUUGGUGCCAGGAUGACAUGGAUCAUCACCCUGUGGAUUAUCUGGUCCAGCUGGCUCUGCUUCACGGCCAACGCUCAGAUGAAGAUACCGCCAGAAACGGUUCAGCAAUGGGCCGUCUCCUAUGGAAAACAAAUCAUUUCUCUUUCAACAAAAUACUCUGGGGCUCUUCUACUUCAAAAGAAAUACAAAGACAUUGAGCCCACGGUGAAGAUGGAGGAGGUGGACGGAGAGGAACUGGUGAAGAAGUUUGCUGAGGAGAUGGAGGGCAUGCUGGGUAGGAAGAUGAAGUCUGUCAAGAGACUGGCGGAGGCAGCGGAGGACGCUGAUCUAUACCAUGAAUUCAACGCUACCUUAGAGUUUGACUACUAUAACUCUAUGCUGAUCAACUCAGUGGAUAAAGAUGGAAACCCUAUCGAGCUGGGAGGAGAGUUUCCUCUGGAAGAGAAUGAACACUUCAACAAGCUCCAGGUCAACACUCUGCAGAGCGACAUACAGGUUCCCACCAACGUUUACAACAAAGACCCUGGUAUUCUAAAUGGGGUGUACAUGUCGGAGGCCCUGAACGAUGUGUUUGUGGAUAACUUCCAGAAGGACCCUACUCUAACCUGGCAGUACUUUGGCAGUGCUACUGGCUUCUUCAGACUCUACCCAGGCAUCGCAUGGACCCCAGAUGAAAAUGGUGUCGUCACGUUUGACUGCAGGAACAGAAACUGGUACAUCCAGGCUGCGACCUCUCCCAAGGACAUCAUCAUCGUAGUGGACGUCAGCGGGAGUAUGAAGGGUCUUAGGCUCACUAUCGCCAAGCACACUAUUAACACCAUCCUGGACACACUAGGGGAGAACGACUUUGUCAAUGUCAUCGCCUACAGCGACUACGUCCAAUACGUGGAACCCUGCUUCAAGGGCACCCUGGUCCAGGCUGACCUGGACAACCGAGAGCACUUCAAGUUGCUGGUUGAGGAGCUCCAGGUAAAAGGAGAGGGCAAAGUCAAGAAGGCCAUGAAGGAAUCCUUCAAAAUCCUCAAUGAGGCUGCAUCGUUGGGUCAGGGCAGUCUGUGUAACCAGGCCAUCAUGCUGAUCACUGACGGAGCCAUGGAGGAUUAUGAGGAAGUGUUUCAGGAGUUCAACUGGCCAGAACGCAGGGUCCGUGUGUUUACUUACCUUAUUGGUCGAGAGGUGACCUUCGCUGACACUGUGAAGUGGAUUGCUUGCAACAAUAAAGGUUACUACACACACGUCUCCACGCUGGCCGACGUUCAGGAGAAUGUCAUGGAGUACCUUCACGUUCUGAGUCGACCAAUGGUCAUCAACCAUGAUCAUGACAUCAUCUGGACAGAGGCUUACAUGGACAGUGCGCUGCCCAACACAGCAGAGCUGUUCAACACCCAGGCUCAGAGCCUGCUCCUCAUGACCUCUGUGGCCAUGCCUGUGUUCAGCAAGAAGAAGGAGACGUUGUCUCAUGGUAUUCUGCUGGGGGUUGUGGGUACUGACGUCCCGCUGAGAGAGCUGAUGAGGCUGGCUCCUCGAUACAAGCUGGGUGUCCAUGGUUACGCCUUCCUCAACACCAACAACGGUUAUAUUCUGGCCCACCCUGCCCUCCGACCCCUGUAUAAGGAGGGAAAGAAGCUGAAGCCAAAACCCAACUACAACAGUGUGGAUCUGGCUGAGGUGGAGUGGGAGGACACAGAUGAGACAUUGAGAACUGCCAUGGUAAAAGGAGAGACAGGGACUCUGUCCUUAGACGUCAGAGCCACUGUAGAGAAAGGGAGAAGAGUCAUGUUUCUGAAGAAUGACUACUUCUACACAACCAUCAACGAGACACCGUUCAGUCUUGGCAUGGUGCUGACCAGAGGGCACGGUGAAUACAUCUUCAUGGGGAACGUGUCUGUAAAGGAAGGUCUCAAUGACCUGAUGCAGCCAGAUGUGUCCAUCGCAAAUGAGUGGACCUACUGUGAGACAGACAUUGACCCUCACCACCGCAAGCUCACCCAGCUCCAGGCUGUGUUUCGAUACCUCACUGGGAAGGAACCUGAUCUGGAGUGUGAUGAGGAACUGUUGAGACAGACUCUGUUUGAUGCUGUGGUCACAGCCCCCAUGGAGGCUUACUGGACGGCAUUGAUGCUCAACCCAUCUGGUAUGGACGAGGGGGUGGAGACAGCGUUCCUGGGGACCCGGUCUGGUCUGAUGAGGGUCAGCAGAUAUGUGGGCAUUGAGAAACGUGUUGCCAAACCAAAGGUCUUCUCCAAGAAAUUCCUGUCUCCGUCGGACAAGGAGAACAUCUUUACAAUGGACCACUUCCCCGUGUGGUAUCGCCGCGCUGCAGAGUACCCCGCCGGCAAGUUCCUGUACUACAUCCCCAAAGAGGACACCAGAGAGGCGUCAGGGAGGAUGGUGAUCGCCACCACAGCUGUGACUGUCACCGUGGGAAAGAAGACUGCAGUGGCUGGAGCCAUUGGGGUUCAGAUGGCACUGGACCUGUUAGAGACCAGGUUCUGGGCUACAGCUAAGCAGCCCAAUGACACAGACUGCUCUAACACAGAGGGGGAUUUGUCCGCUACAUGUGAGGCCAUGCUGAUGAGCUGUCCCUCUAUACACCCAACCUCCACACAUCUCUACCUCUACCCAGCUGAUGAGCUGUCCUCUAUACACCUAACCUCCACACUCUACCCUUACCCAGCUAAUGAGCUGUCCUCCAUACACCUAACCUCCAUGUCUACCUCUACCCAGCUGAAGAGCUGA